Molecule: messenger RNA, 1098 nt
Organism: Trichoderma aggressivum f. europaeum
Lineage: Eukaryota; Fungi; Ascomycota; Sordariomycetes; Hypocreales; Hypocreaceae
Exons: 2
Coding region: 1-1098 (365 amino acids)
Biological process (GO): aspartate family amino acid biosynthetic process; L-homoserine biosynthetic process
Molecular function (GO): aspartate kinase activity; homoserine dehydrogenase activity; NADP binding
Source: RefSeq, a predicted model, not a curated record
AUGGCUGCAGUCAAUCAGGUUUACAUCGCCAUCAUUGGCGCCGGUGGUGUCGGCAAGUGCUUCCUCUCUCAGCUGCAAGCCCUCGCCGCUCGCAGGCCGUCCCCCAAGCUGAGCCUCUGCUACAUCUCGACAAGUCGCAAGGCCCUAUACAAUGUCGAUUACUCCCCCGUGAGCCUUGAUGGUGUCACUGAAAGCCUCGCUGCUUCCACACAGGCCCCUCCUCCUCUGGCGCAAGUGAUUGACUACCUGGCUUCCGCCCCCGCCAAGGUGGUCCUGGUCGACAACACGAGCUCUCAGGAUGUUGCCGACGCUUACCCCCUGGCCCUGAGUCGGGGUCUCAGCAUCGUGACACCUAACAAGAAGGCCUUUUCCGGCUCAUACAAGCUCUGGCAGGAUAUCUUUACGGCAUCCGCAACCUCGGGCGCCAAGGUCUACCACGAGUCUUCGGUCGGCGCUGGUCUGCCAGUCAUCUCCACGCUGAAGGAUCUGGUGGACACUGGAGACAAGGUGACCAAGAUUGAGGGUGUCUUUAGCGGCACCAUGUCGUUCCUCUUCAAUUCGUUUGCACCGACCGAGGGUCAGGGUGGCAAGUGGUCUGAGGAGGUGAAGAAAGCAAAGGCUCUUGGCUAUACCGAGCCGGAUCCGAGAGAUGACCUCAAUGGCCUUGAUGUCGCCCGCAAGUUAACUAUUUUGGCCCGCUUGGCAGGUCUGCCUGUCGAAUCGCCCACAUCUUUCCCCGUCCAGAGCCUCAUUCCCAAGGAAUUGGAGGCUUGUGCGAGCGGAGAUGAAUUUCUCGACAAGCUGCCCGCCUUUGAUCAGCAUAUGGAAGACACCAAAGCUGCCGCCGAGAAGGCUGGAAAAGUUAUUCGGUUUGUUGGCAGCAUUGACGUGGCUACCCAGCAGGUCAAGGUUGGGCUGGAGCAGUUUGAUCGCUCACACGCCAUUGCUUCUCUCAAGGGCAGCGACAACAUCAUCAGCUUCUAUACUGAGAGAUAUGGCAGCAAUCCCUUGAUUAUCCAGGGCGCGGGUGCCGGCGGAGACGUGACGGCUAUGGGCGUGACAGGAGAUCUCAUCAAGGUGCUUUCGCAAAUCGCUUAG